Messenger RNA from Trichomonas vaginalis G3, 534 nucleotides. RefSeq lists its product as uncharacterized. Bases 1 to 534 code for a protein of 177 amino acids. The transcript has a single exon. The record is from RefSeq and is a predicted model, not a curated record. NCBI's taxonomy places the organism in Eukaryota, Parabasalia, Trichomonadida, Trichomonadidae.
AUGCAAUUUGAUGAAAAUGGAAAAGCCGUUAAACAAUACAUUGGAGAAGGUGAACAUGGUCCAAUUAAUUCAUACCGUCAUAAUCCAUAUUCUUAUUUCAAUGAAGAAUUAAAUGCUAUUGAAGAGGGACCGGAUGGAUUACCACGAUAUUCUAACCAGUUUGAUGGUCAAUAUGCAAAUAUUAGACCUGAAAUUUCAGCUAAGAAAUUCUUUAAAGUUGCUUUAUUCGAUCCAGUUUUCGCAAAUGUUAAAGAUGAACUUAAACAGCAAUUCCAACCAAUUAUAGUAGCAAGAAUUGCAUCAGGUGCUUUAUCUCAAGCAUUCAAAGAUUUAAUUAAGAAACCAUUAUAUCAGCAACGAGGUUUAACUUAUGAUUUAGUUAAGGAAUCAGAUAAAAGAAAAUUUGAGAAAUCAGUUGAUUAUAAGAAUGCAAUUAAUGAAUAUAUUAGGUCUAUUAAUUUCGAUGAAAAUGCUAAAAAUCAACUUCAUGAACAAAUACAGGGAAUAAUAGAUUUAAAAGUUCCAGCAAAAUAA